Messenger RNA from Nematolebias whitei (Rio pearlfish), 2673 nucleotides. RefSeq names its product stonin-1. The transcript has 4 exons. Gene Ontology annotation, cellular component: AP-2 adaptor complex; synaptic vesicle. The coding region runs from base 136 to 2259 and encodes 707 amino acids. Gene Ontology annotation, molecular function: clathrin-cargo adaptor activity. The record is from RefSeq and is a predicted model, not a curated record. Gene Ontology annotation, biological process: synaptic vesicle endocytosis; clathrin-dependent endocytosis; regulation of endocytosis. NCBI's taxonomy places the organism in Eukaryota, Metazoa, Chordata, Actinopteri, Cyprinodontiformes, Rivulidae.
AACCCGGGGCCGACAGCGGAGUUUGGACGUGUCCGUCAAGCAGCCGCGGUCAUGGCCUGAUUUAAAGAGCCGCCACCAGGAUUUGGGCGGGAAGGUCUUUGGACUGAAGGAGCAGUUUGUUUGGACUCCUCAGCCAUGUGUUCCACAAAUCCUUCAAACUGGGUCACUUUUGACGAUGACAUCACACCCAUCUCGUCGCCCCAGAAGCCCCCGCAGUCACCAGAUUUGAUCAAAACAUCAUUACCUCGGCCCAACGGCAUGAAGCUAGUGUUUCCUCCAAUCAAAGAUGCAUCCUGGAGCUUAGGUGGGUCCCUGGAAUCUCCUCAGAGCCACUCGAGUGGAAAAGCUGCUGGGCUGCGUAAAUCCUCUUUGUGCACUUCUGGGACUGGAACUCCUAGCACCGCACAUCCGCUUUACUCCAAGUGUGAAAAGAAUGCCUUCUUACGGAGUUUCUCCAGCUCGUCAGGCAUCUCGAUUCCUUCACCAGCACUAGAAACUCCAAGUCCUGCCUCAGAAGGAUUGAGCCCAUUCCGUUCCUACCAGAAGAACUCUGGGCACUUUAACCCCUUCUGGGAUGAUUCCAGAGAUGGUACAGAUGUCUGCAACUCAUCCUCCGACUCGGAUACAGACUCAAACAACAGUCUGCCACGUUUCUUUAUUCGGACCAAAGAUGGCAGCGAACCUCCACGCGACCAAUUCCAGAACUCUUUCUCUUUUGUUUGCAACAAACUGGGUGAUUUGCAAACAGGGGUGGCUAAUGAAACAGAGGCACAGAAAGAUCAGGAGAGGCGUCAAAGCUGCAGAAACGAGGUGUUGGGGGAAGGUUUAACUCAGUUUGUUCCUCGAGACCUGUUUCGUAGCCAGAAAAGAGACGGCUGGCCCGUCAUGCUCAGGAUUCCUGAAAAAAAGAACCGCAUGUCCUCUCGCCAAUGGGGGCCAAUCUAUCUCCGCUUGUUACCUGGAGGCGUACUGCAAAUGUACUAUGAGAAGGGCUUGGAGAAGCCGUUUAAAGAGUUCCAACUUCUCCCUCAGUGCAGGCUCUCAGAUCUCAAGGUUGAGAGCUACAGCGAGCCCCGAAAAGUCCUCACGGUCAAGGUGGAGCAUUUCUCCUACACAGAAAAGAAACGCUUCCACCCAAAGCUGGAGGUGAGUCACGAGGCAGAGGUAGAGCAGCUACUGAAGUUUGGCUCCACGGUGUCCAGCGACAUGGAGGACCUGGUCGUCUCUAUGGAGGAGGAGAUCUUCAAGCUGUGCCCACCUCACCAGCAGAGGCGGCACUACGAGGAGCAGGAGCUGUCGCUGCAGAUCACUGAUCACAUCUGGACACAGCUGGACACGUCAGGGGAAGUCAAAGAACGAGUCGCCUUUACUCAGAUCCACUGUCUGGCGUUCCUGAAUGAACAGGGGGACUGUUUUCUCGCUCUUAACGAUCUUGGGCUGCUGCACUCUGACUCCAGCUACGGGUCUGAAGAGGAUGGUGACCUCUGGAUGGAGAUCGCUGACUGCCAUUUCCACAAAUGCGUUAACGGGACCGAGUUUCAGAGGUCCCGACUUGUAAAGUUCUCACCUCCUGACGCAUGCAGAGUGGAGCUGAUGCGGUACAAAACAUCAGUCUUCGGUUGCACUGAGAUUCCCUUCUCCAUUAAAGCUGUGGUCACGGUUCAGGGCGCCUAUGUGGAGCUGCAGGCCUUCCUCAACAUGUCGGCCACCUUUCUUUCCUCCCUCAACCUUUCAGACAUCCACUACCCGCUGUGUGAGAACGUAGUGAUCCGUGUACCCGUGCCGGCUGACUGGGUCAAAGUGACGCAGACUGUGGCCUUGCUCCGGCAGAGAUCACUGAAAGCCCGGAUGAACAGGAAACCCUGCCUGGGCUCCAUCAGCGCCAUAGAUUCACAGCCGGUCAUGCAGGUGUCAAUUGGAGCUGUCAAGUACGAGAGCGUUUAUUCAGCCAUCGUGUGGAGGAUCGACCGACUGCCUGCAAAGAACACAGCAGUGGAUCAUCCCCAUUCGUUCUCCUGCAAACUGGAGCUGGGAUCAGAUCAGGAGAUCCCCAACGACUGGUACCCUUUUGUCACGAUGGAAUGUGAAAUCAUGGGAGCAGUUGUGUCGCAGACCAAGGUGAAAUCCUUUGGCACCGUGAACGACAUCCAGCCGCAGAAACACAUGACCAGUUGGACACGCUAUCAUUGUCAGGUGGAAGUGGAGAAGAAGUGGAUUGAAACAGAGUCACAGAGGCAGGCUGGUUGUAUGACACAGUGAUGACAUAAACCUCAUCAUCCGUCAUCUUAAAGAUGGAUGGGAGAAGACAAAAACAAACAAGAGCGAUGAGGGACUUUGUGCUUCUUUUUUGUUUUGCAGUCAGAUUAUUCUCAUUAUCCAUAACUUGGUAGUAUUUAAACAAACGUUGCAGCCUAACACUGAGACUGAAUAUUAUUAGAUUUAUUUAGCAGUUUAAUAGUCUUUUUGCCUAGCACUUUACAUUGAAUAGAUUUAUUAAUUAUAAAAUGCCAGUUUAUACUACUGUUGGUGUGUAUAUAUAAGCUUGUGUUCGCAUCAUCUGCACUGCCCUUUUGAAUGAUUUCCAGUCUUAAUAAAUUCAAGCCAAAUGGAAGAUGUAAGCUGUACAACCUCAAUAUUUACCUGUUUAAAUAGAAUUAAUGUGUAGCAACAGUU